CUGGGGCGCCUCCCCCUACCGUAAUGACUCCCGCGGGCGCUGGAGCGCUUGUGCGCAGGCGCAAGAACGGUUUUCUCCCCGCCUCUGCCUCGGGCGCUCUCAUUCCUGGGGGGACGCCUGAGAUGGACUCCAGUGCCCUGUAAACACCUUCAAGAUGACGGACAUGCCCUGCUCCUCCCACUCGGGCCAUUCCGAGCGGCGUUCCUACUCCUCCUCCAGGUCCUCCCAGUGCAUCUCCGAUUUUAUCCAGCCUGUUAUCGUGGUUCAUGGAGGAGGAGCCGGCUCCAUCUCUAAGGAACGCUCGGAAAGGGUGCGACACGGUGUCACCAAAGCAGCCAUGGUGGGUUACAACAUCCUUAAGGACGGCGGGAGUGCCCUGGAUGCCGUCGAAGGGGCUGUCAUGGCCCUGGAGGACGACCCCGAAUUCAACGCAGGUCACGGCUCUGUCUUGAAUGAGGACAGUCAGGUCGAAAUGGACGCCAGUAUCAUGGAUGGGAGAAAUCUGGCAUCAGGAGCUGUGUCUUCAAUUAAGGGCAUCGCCAACCCCAUCCGAGUUGCCCGUCUUGUUAUGGAAAAGACAAAUCACUCAUUCCUGACCGAUCGAGGUGCGGCCUGUUUUGCGAAGAACAUGGGGGUCCCGGCAGUUCCUGGAGAAAAAUUGAUAACAGAACGAAACAUCAAACGUCUGAAAAAAGAAAAGGUUGAAAAAACUGCUUUCCUGACAGAUGUUGACAAAAACACUGGAACAGUGGGUGCUGUGGCCCUUGACAAAAACGGAAACGUCGCUUAUGCAACAUCAACUGGGGGGACCAUCAAUAAAAUGGUUGGUCGUGUGGGGGACUCACCUUGUGUAGGUUCUGGGGGCUACGCUGAUAAUGAGAUCGGGGCUGUCUCUACCACCGGGCAUGGAGAGAGCAUAAUAAAAGUGAAUCUCGCCAGACUGGUUAUCUUCCACAUGGAGCAAGGAAAGAAUCCACAAGAGGCUGCUGACGCUGCCUUGUGUUACAUGAAGACAAGGGUCAAAGGUUUAGGCGGCAUCAUUGUGGUUGAUAGAACAGGAGAGUGGGCCGCAAGGUGGACCUCAGUCUCCAUGCCCUGGGCCUCAGCAAAGGAAGACAAGCUUCAGUUUGGAAUUGUCCCUGGGAUGGUGCACAUAUCUGACAUCGGCAAAAACAAAAACACUAACCCGUGUACCUGAGUGCCAGGUCUGGGUUAGGAAGAGAGGAUGAAUAAAGUGGGCUGGUCUCCAGCCUAGGCAACGGUAACAUUCAGGAGAAUCUUACCUUACUCUAUUAGAUUUGUAUCUGGAGAAAUCAUGCACCCUGUCACACUUGAUUUGUUUCCUUGAUCAAAACAUAUUCUAAAAAUGUCUAUUUUGGCCCACUAUGAAAUAAAGGUCAAAACAAGACUUGCCUCAAGA
Dromiciops gliroides (monito del monte) is the source of this 1420-nucleotide messenger RNA. It is a transcript of the gene ASRGL1, whose product is annotated as asparaginase and isoaspartyl peptidase 1. Lineage: Eukaryota; Metazoa; Chordata; Mammalia; Microbiotheria; Microbiotheriidae. Bases 155 to 1198 code for a protein of 347 amino acids. The record is from RefSeq and is a predicted model, not a curated record. The transcript is spliced from 8 exons. Gene Ontology annotation, molecular function: asparaginase activity.